AAGAUACGCGGCCCGCGUUUGAUAACAUUCGUAUCGCUAUCGCCGCGUGUUCCGUGAUAACAACUAGUGCGUUGGACGUUUUUUACAGGAGAAAAAAAUAAAAAAUACGUUUCGAUUAUCGCACGAUGCCGUUAACUUUUUAACGUCGUUUCCGGCCCACCUGUUCAAAGUCCACUCGAUCAAACCGGGUAGAACGCGGCACGAUAAUGGAAGAAAAAGGCAAUCCCAACAGCAUCAAGCUUCCGGAUACAUUGGAGGUUUUUCGAAACCUGAAAAACGCCAAACAGUUCGCCAUCGACAUUGGUGGUUCGCUGACGAAAAUAGCAUAUUAUUCUACAGUAUCAUUUAGGCGAGUUUACUAUGCUACUGAUAAUAUUGAUAUGAAAAAUGGAGAAAACCAGGAUGACAAACUCGAUAAGUUUAUUUAUACUUAUUCUGAACAAGCAAGGUUACAUUUUGUCAAGUUUGAAACUAAAUACAUUGAAAACUGUUUGGAUUUUAUUAGUGAAAAUUUAGUAAACAUCGAUGAACGCAAAGGAAAAAGCAUUAAAGCUACAGGUGGUGGAGCAUACAAAUAUAGUAAACUUAUCCAGGACAAAUUGGGUUUAGAAGUUGAUAAGGAAGAUGAGUUGACCUGUCUAAUUACGGGCUGUAAUUUCUUAUUAAAAAAUAUAAGUGAUGAAGCAUUUGUUUACAAUCGUAAUGGUAGUCCUGAAUAUGAGUUUCAAACAGCUGAUCCACAUGUAUUUCCAUACAUGUUGGUUAACAUUGGAUCGGGUGUAAGUAUUUUGAAAGUGGAAUCAGACAAUUGCUAUGAACGCAUUGGUGGUACAGCUACUGGGGGCGGCACAUUCUGGGGCCUAGGCACACUGUUGACCAAAGCUAAAUCAUUUGAUGAAUUACUCGAUCUUGCUGAUAAAGGAGACCACAGGAAGGCUGACAUGCUAGUAAAGGACAUAUACGGUGGUGAUUAUAAGACACUUGGUAUGCAUUCAGAUUUGAUUGCUUCUUCUUUUGGAAAAAUAUGUCCUCGUCAAAAUGCAGAAAGCGAUUACAAUGAAGCAGAUUUGGCAAGAAGUUUAUUGUUUGCUAUAAGCAAUGAUAUUGGUCAAAUUGCUUGUCUGUAUGCAAUGAUGCACAAUUUGAAAAAGGUUUACUUUGGUGGUUACUUUUUAAGAAACCGUUCACUCAGCAUGCAUACUAUAUCUUUUUCUAUCAAAUAUUGGUCCAGAGGCACUGUACAAAGCUUGUUUCUGAGGCAUGAAGGAUAUUUGGGUGCUAUUGGGGCAUUUUUAAAAGGCACCGAAGAGUGCGAUGGUGAGAAAUUUUCAUGGUUAGAAAAUUAUGCUGGUAGUGGAAGCAACCGUACUCAAUUGACAUGUGGCAAACGUAUAGACCAACUUGAACUUGACCGUUGGGAAUCACCUUUAACAUUUUGCCCUUUACUCAAAGAUCCAUCUACAUAUAUUCCUGAUACAGUUGAUUUAAAUUCUGAUAAAGAAGCUAGAGAAUAUUGGUUGAAUUGUUUUGAAGAAAGUAUUGAAAAUUAUGUGAAGUAUGCAAUUGCAAGUCAACCAACUAGCGAUACAGCUGCUAAACGAGCUGCCAUGUUUAAAGAAAAAUUCAUUUCUCGAGUACAAUUAUUAAAAAUUAAACCAUUUGCAUAUGGCAAUUUAACUGUCAGAGGUCUUUUGGAUACUAUCAACCAAUGUCUAAAAGAAUUUGAUUUUCCUGAUCCAUAUUUAAUUCAAAAACGAACAGAAAAUGAAUAUGCUUUAACUCUUCUUCAAGAACGAUUAGAAGAACUAGAUUCAUUAGAUAUAAUGGAGAGACAAAAAGAAAUUGUCAUGGGUGUCUUAGCUGGCAACACUUUUGAUUGGGGGGCCAAAGAAAUUGUAGCUCUGAUGAAAAAGGGUGAUUUUGAUUUCAAGCAAGCAAGAAAACAAAUUCCUGCAAGACCUUGGUUAAUUGAUAACUUAGAUGAAUGGGUGCAAAAAAUUUGUAACAAACCAUACCAAAAAAUCGCUAUUUUCAUUGAUAACAGUGGUGUUGAUAUAGUUUUGGGAAUAUUACCAUUGACUAGAGAAAUGUUACGUCAAGGUUCAAAAGUAAUAUUGUGUGCCAAUUCUGCUCCAGCACUGAAUGAUGUCACUUAUUCUGAGCUCAUUGUUUUACUACGUCAUGCUGCAGCAAUAUGUCCUAUAAUUUCCAAAGGAUUAAAUGAUGGCACUUUAAAAUCAAUGGAAACUGCUCAAGGUGGACCAUGUUUAGAUCUUAGUCGUUUAGAGCGAGAAUUAGCAAAUGAAUUAAAUACUGUUGAUUUAAUUGUAUUGGAAGGAAUGGGUCGAGCUGUACAUACCAAUAUUGAUGCAGAAUUUUUGUGUGAUAGUUUAAAGAUGGCCAUAAUAAAAAAUCGUUGGCUUGCUAAAAGAUUGGGUGGAGAAAUGUUUUCUGUUGUAUGCAAGUAUGAAAGAAUAAAUAAUUGAAAAAUA
Sipha flava (yellow sugarcane aphid) is the source of this 2492-nucleotide messenger RNA. Its product is annotated as pantothenate kinase 4. Bases 207 to 2486 code for a protein of 759 amino acids. Gene Ontology annotation, biological process: coenzyme A biosynthetic process. NCBI's taxonomy places the organism in Eukaryota, Metazoa, Arthropoda, Insecta, Hemiptera, Aphididae. The transcript has 13 exons. Gene Ontology annotation, molecular function: pantothenate kinase activity; ATP binding. Gene Ontology annotation, cellular component: cytosol; nucleus. The record is from RefSeq and is a predicted model, not a curated record.